Molecule: messenger RNA, 8891 nt
Organism: Harmonia axyridis
Lineage: Eukaryota; Metazoa; Arthropoda; Insecta; Coleoptera; Coccinellidae
Product: neurexin-3
Exons: 22
Coding region: 279-5057 (1592 amino acids)
Source: RefSeq, a predicted model, not a curated record
CUCAGCACACUUUGACCUGAUCGUAGGGUGAAACUUGUCUUUCGACGCGGUUUUCUUUCUCUUAUCGUUUUGGUGGAAAUUCAGUGUUGAAAAUACUGGUGAAAAAGGAUUGAAUGUGUCUGACCUUCCACAUAUCAUGCAAUGAGACGACAACCAGUGGACCAACAACGCGGGACGUAACACUGUACGUAUCAAUCCUGAACAUGAGCAGCCAGAACGUUAUCCGACGUACAAACCGCUGAAUUGUCAACUUAUCAUCAAUCCAGUAGCCUUACACAAUGCAAUCAGCCGUCGCUAGAACGCUCAUCUUCUCCUGUCUAGCUUGCGUCUCGUUCGGUUUCCUUCUAGACGGAAGCACAAACUCUUACUCCCAGUUCCGAAAAUGGGGUGGCGGUACCAACGGUAGCAUCGAGUUCGAGUUCAAAACCGACCAGCCUAACGGACUCCUUCUUUACACGGACGACGGCGGUACUUAUGAUUUCUUCGAGAUAAAGCUGGUGGAAGGUGCGUUGAGGCUAAGGUACAAUCUAGGCGGCGGUGCGCAGAUAAUAACUGUUGGCAGGGAUCUGAAUGACGGGCACUGGCACAAGGUGAGGGUACAGCGUCACGAGGACAGGACGUACCUCACGGUGGACGGGAUAACGCAGAUGAAGACGUCGAGGGGCAAGGAAUUCAAUUUCGGGCGGUAUUCGACCAAUUCGGACGUGUAUGUGGGUGGGAUGCCGACGUGGUAUAACACCAAAUUGACUUUGUUGGCGUUGCCGAGUGUCAUUUUCGAGCCGAGGUUCGUGGGAGCUGUGCGGAACCUGAUCUAUGCAGAUGUUGAUGGGGGAAUGGCAAGGAGGCAGGAGACCAGGCCGAAGGACCAAAGGGUUUUGCGCGGUAACAGCAGCGAUGCCUGCGAGACACGUGACCCCUGUCAACAUGGCGGCAUCUGCAUCUCCACAGACUCGGGACCGAUCUGCGAAUGCCGCAAUCCGGACUACGAGGGGGAAUUUUGCGAGAAAGACAAAGCUCCAUCGGAGGCUGUUUUUCGAGGAACUGAAUUCCUAUCGUAUGAUCUCACCCAAACAGGAGGAGAACCAAUAGUCAGUGCUCAAGACUCUGUUACGUUCUACUUCAAGACAAGACAACCGAAUGGGCUGCUAUUCUUCACUGGUGAUGCAACGGAUUACCUAAAUGUAGCAAUCAAAGAUGGCUGUCUCAGUUUGACCAUGGGUUUGGCCAAUGGCAAGCAAGAUAUGCAGAUAAAACCCAAUAAAGUUAGGUUUGAUGACAAUCAGUGGCAUAAAGUUAGCGUGCAUAGAAGGAUACAGGAGAUCUCGGCAAUUACAAGCUUUUGCAGGCUUUCAGCUGUGGUAGAUGGUGUGUACGCCGAUCAUUCCCACAUAGCCGGAAAGUUCACAAUGUUACUUUCCAGCAAAUUACAUGUGGGUGGUAGCAUCAAUACCAGAGCUCUGCCUGGAUCCCGAGUCCACAACAACUUUGUUGGAUGCAUGAGGAAGGUUGAAUUUGUGGCUGACACUUUGCGGUUGAAUCUCUUGGAGUUGGGAAGAUCAGGAAGUCAUCUCAUCUCCGUUAUGGGUAGGCUAGACUACAAAUGUCCUGCAGGUGAGACCCACGAUCCAAUCACGUUCACUACCAGGGAGUCGCAUCUUAUCUUGCCACCGUGGAACGCCAAGAAGACGGGAAAUAUUUCCUUCAAGUUCCGCACCAACGAGGCUAAUGGUCUAAUCUUGUUUAAUGGUGGAGUGAGACCGCCAAGGGUGGAUUUGUUCUCAAUAGAAAUCUACAAUGGACACAUCUACAUCCAUCUAGAUUUGGGUUCGGGGGCAGUCAAACAGAGGGGAUCUCGAAGAAGAAUCGAUGAUGGUUCAUGGCAUGAGGUAUCCUUUAGGAGAAAUGGAAGAGAUGCAAGAAUCACCGUCGAUGGAUUCCACACUGACUUCAAAACUCCAGAAGGGUCAACCAGUCUGGAAUUGGACGGCAACAUGUACGUGGGUGGCCUGGGUCCCCCCUUCUCGGAGAUCCCGUUUUCGGUCGGCCUGUGGACGGCGGUGCUGCAGCAGGGUUUCGUCGGGUGCUUCAAGGACCUCACGAUGAACAAUGAAGCGGUGGAUGUGGCCAGUUAUGCGAGAGAACAGGAUUCAGCAUCGAUACGAACCCUCUGCCACACGCAACCACCACAAUGUGUUUCGCAACCAUGUCUCAAUGGUGGUGUCUGCAAUGAGGGAUGGAACAGAUUUAUCUGCGACUGCACAAAUACGAUUUUCACUGGACCUACCUGUGGAAAAGAAGCAGCUACCCUUAGUUUCAAUGGAUCGCAACAUAUGGAGGUGAACAUGGAUGCUGAGCAAGUUACGCAGACAGAAGAUAUUGUUCUCAGAUUCAGAACAAGUAAGCCCCUGGGAUUGCUGCUGAUCACGAGCACAGUAGAAACAGGGGACCGCAUCGAGCUGGCUGUGGCGGCAGGAAGGAUACGGAUGGCCCUACGGCUCGGAGUCAAGGAUAAGAAGGACGAGGACAAGGAGAAGGAUAAGAUCCUGCUGGCCGGACAGAACGUGAACGAUAACGAAUGGCAUACGAUGCGGUUCUCGAGACGAGGGGCCAAUCUGAAGCUGCAACUCGAUAACCACUUGCCAAUUAGAGCUGAAACUCAAGGAAAGCACAAUACACUACAAUGGCGCACAAUACAUAUCGGUGGCCUUUACCACCUCGAAGAAGAAAUCAGUAUGACCACAACAGUUCCUAAUUUCAUCGGAGAAAUUCAACAGUUUUAUUUCAACAACAUUCCGUACAUCGAGCUGGCGAGAGCAUCCAGAGGGGAACAAUCCAUAUCUGGUUUUCCAGGCAUCAGAGUAGCGGCGAGAUUCGUGAAACACGCCACUGACAACCUUCAUAGGCCUGUCACCUUCAGGUCGAAGCACACAUUUAUCGGACUACCUAUGCUCAGAGCCUACUCUAGCAUACACAUAGACUUCAUGUUCAGAACGAGAGAAGCUAACGGACUUAUCAUGUUCAACGGUGGUAGAAAAGAAGACUUCGUUGCUGUAGAAUUGGUAGAUGGUCACAUAAAUUAUGUGGUGAACGUUGGUGAUGGAACAGUAACACUUAGGGAUACUUCUAGAUCACACCUAAAUGACAAUCGAUGGCACACGGUAGGCAUAAGACGACCUUCAGCGAAGCAACACACCCUAAUGGUCGACGACGAUAUUGUGGUAACAUCGAAUCCUGGCACUGGUAAUUUGGAGCUUGACGGUAUUUUGUACCUUGGUGGUGUUCACAAGGAUUUGUACAGUCAGCUACCUCAAACAGAAGUAAAAUCAAGACACGGCUUCGAGGGAUGUAUAGCGGGCCUUGAUCUCAAUGGGGAAUCGCCAAAUAUAAUGGAAGAUGCAGUGGUCCACAGUUCUUUGGUUACAGCAGGUUGUGAAGGACAAUCAGCCAAAUGUAACCACAACGUGUGCGGAAAUGGUGGUCUUUGCGUACAACAGUGGCAUUCCUAUACUUGUGAAUGUGAUCUGACCACAUUUACAGGUCCCACUUGUUCGGACGAAUCUGUUUCCUACGAAUUUGGACCGAACAGAGGAAUCAUAACGUAUACUUUUCCUGAAGACAAUCGCCCAGAAAUGCAAGAAGACUCGAUCGCUGUAGGAUUCAUGACGACUAAAUCUGAUGCAGUACUUCUUAGAGUGGUUAGCGGAACGUCUAGCGAUUAUAUCGAAAUAGAGAUUGUGGAAGGAAACGUAUUCGUGGUGUACAACCUAGGAACAAACGAUCAUCCGUUGGGUGAAAUUUCUGUGAAAGUCAACGAUAACAACUACCACAUCGUCAGAUUCCACAGAUUCGGUCACAACUCCACGCUGCAAAUAGAUGAUUACAAUGUUCAAACAAGUCAUCCUCUUGGUCAUCAGUUGCAAGUUUUCAAUAGCCAGUCCCAAAUUCAGAUCGGUGGAAAAUGGAGUAAGGGUAAAUCCCGAAUAGAAAGGCCAUUUAAUGGCAUUGUUUCCGGUGUGGUUGUCAAUGGUUUGAGGGUUUUGGAUUUGGCUGCAGAAAAAGACGGUCACGUUUCAAUCAGAGGCGAUGUGCAGCUCAUCACUGGCAUUCAUGACCGACAAGAUCAUCUCCAAAAAAUGCAGCAGACUCCAGCUUCCGAUUUCCCCGGACUCGAAGAUGAUUUGGUCUUCAGUGGAGCUGGGUCCGGGUGUAACGGCGAUGAUGAAGAUGAGUGUCCUCCACUUCCUGAAUCUGGAUCAGGAGACGAUGAUCUCAUAACUCCAGUCUACAUUCCUCCAACCAGACCUCCGCCAACCACGAAGACGAAGGCACCACCUCCGUCUUGCGAUGACGAAGAUUGCUUCACCGGGUCCGGUGGUGGUGAGGUUACGGAGGAGACUACGAAUGCUACAUCUGUUACGCCAGAAAUAACAACUGCACCAACAACAACUACGGAAGCAGCAACUCCAAAACCGGAAGAACUUACCACAAACGCGGGACCAGUGACUAACAUCCAAUCCUCUACGAUCAGCACCGAGAAAAAAGAGGAAUUCGUACCAGUAUCGACCUCUCAAGUUACCAGAGAAACCACAACAGUAGCAGUGGUCGAAAUAGAAACAACUCAAGUUAUACUUACCACACCAGGAAGAUAUAUAGAGCCGCCGAAUUUCUACCAACCUCCCUAUGUGGAGCACAUACCCAACAACAACAACUACUACCCAAGACAAACCAACAAGAGGCAAGAAAGGGUCACAUCUGAAACCUCCGAAAUAGUAGCUCUGAUCAUUGGCAUCAUCGCUGGAGCCCUGAUAGCAGUUAUAUUGAUCAUUCUUGUUAUUCUUAAAUUCAAAUCGCGUAGUGAUAGGUCAUUCAAAAUAGACGAUGGUAAAGGGUAUCAACAGGGCCCUAACGCUGCAUUACUAGGCAGUCAGAGCUCCACCAAUGGCAACCAAAGCCAGUAUCAUCUGAACGGAGCCUUGAAGAACGGAGAUAAACAGGCUCAGUUUGCGCAAAAACCUAAGAAGAGAGAUAGCAAAGAUAUCAAAGAGUGGUACGUUUAAGUGUGUGGACGGUUUAAAGAAAUAGAGACUCCGAGCCAAAAGUGUGGACUGAUGAAAAGAUAAAUAAGAUUGUAUAGGAUGAAUGGAAUGAGCGACGUCUGUAAAUGAUGGAGAGUACCACUCUGAAAAUACGAUAUAACUCUCCCUAUUUCAAUUUUUUCAUUCUUGGUCAUCGGUUUUUCAUCGAUUUACGUUACGAUAAGCCUGAAUUGCAGACGUUGCUCGAAUGUGAUUUAAAGAUAUGAAACUCUUCAAAUUGUUGCAAAUCAUGCUCAUUGCAAACUAACUAUUUCACAUGUUCGAGGAAAGUACGGAGAAGUACUAGAUUAUUCUAAGAGAUCCAAAAGUAAUUUGUUAUUUUGUUUUGCAUGAAUAUAAAAUUUCGGAUCAGAUGGUUGAAAAUCACUUAUGAUAAAAAAAACCUCUUCUUUGAAUAUUUCUUCUCAAACAUUCAAAGUUUCCAGGGAGAAAAUGAAUGUCAUUCAAAUAUUCUGCUUAAAGAAAAUUGUUAGCUAUUACUACGAUCUAGAAUGCAAAAUAUCAGUGAAGAAUAUUCAACAGCAAAAUAAUAUUUUUUAAACAAUUCUUACCAUCAAACCAAUAGACUUUCCAUGGAAUGGAAUGAAUAAAUGCUUACUGGAUAAAUAAAUCGAGUGGAUCACUUAUUGAUAUAACCUAGUGAUUUAUAGGUGUUGCAUUACAAACUUCUUCUAAAUUUUCCUCAAAUAUGUACUCAUCAAAAAAAUCUAUUACUGGAUUUUCAUGAUCGAAUCAAUCCUCACCAUCAACAACUGUUCACUGUUACAUGUUUGAAUUUUUUAUUGACAUCAUAUUCAAUUGUUAGUUCUCGUAUAGACCCGACACUAGGUAUUUAAUGUUAUCUUGAAAACUAGUGCUUUAAUGUUUAACAGGCACGGAUCUUCUAAAUUUUUCAGUUUGAUGUUAUUACUCACUGAAUAUUGUACAAUAUUGCUGUGUAGACUAUAAUAAUUUUUUUCAUAAAUAAUUUCCACUUGUAUAUAUUUCUGAUAUUACUGAUGAGCAGUUUUAUGUUCGUUAUUAUUGUAAGUCAAAACCUGAACUUACUUUCAGAGAGGCUCGUAGUUUCUACAAUACAACUCAUCGAUCAAUAAAGAACAAGAAACUACGGUUAUGCGAUGAAAUAUGAUGUGAUAGAGGAAAACGAAAUCAAAACAUGAAUAUUUCAGUGCAGCAGAUAGAGGUGCAUUCCCUUCAUAGUGUAUUCUAGAAAGAUAUUUCUGACUGAUACACAGGACUGUUUAAAAAUUACUUGUUUUUUGUCCACUUCGCCAUUCACUAUCUAGGAUAGGUGAGAAGAUUGGAUAUACCUAUCUGCACUAUAUCAGAUCAAACGCAUGUUGGUUCUAAGACUAGAAAGCGAGCUCUACUGACAGUGAUUUUCACCUGCCUCGUUUACACAAGUAUCACAACUAUUAUUAUUUUAAGCUAGUUCGAAUGACUGAUAUGAUAUCGAGUAGGAAGAGAUUGUACUGAUUGAAGUAUUGUCGGAGAAUUCACAAUUUGUCAAUUAGAAUUAUACUAACAAGGGGAUAGAUGAGCGACAAAAACAGAAUUGAAGAAUGGGUGACUUAGAGUUUUUUAGGCACCAAUCUAAUAAUACAGCCUAAUUUUGGGAUUUCUGCACAAUCGUAUCCAUCAAUCAAAAACCUUUUUCUGUUUCACUUAUCAGAUAUUCGAUUGUAGUAAGUUCUCAAUUACCCACCCUCAAAACCAAUAAAUAGAAAACAUUCAAUUAUACAAAAUGUCACACCUAAAACUCCAUCGAUCGAUAUUUCGAAAACCCAAUAUCGUGAAUUCCUAAAUUUUGCAUGGCAUCAACUAUCAGAAAACCAUAGUCCUCUGAAACGUCUAUAGGGAAGUACCCUUUCCGGUUAUUAAAAUAUUCAUAUUUUCAUAUUUAAUAUAAUGCAACCAGUACCUAAAGCCUAACCUUCAGUUAGAAGUUCGAUAAUUUCUCAAUUUUCUCUACAAAAUAAGGUACCCAAUUUUAAGCUAGUUCGAAAACAUUAAAAGUCAGGUACAAUGGAUUCCUAUCAAUUAUAGGCCAACAAAAUUGGAAAAAUGUUUAUGAAGUUUUUCAAAAUAAUCUAUAUGUACCAUGUCUUCGAAUUUGGUCAGAUGUAAAAAAUAAAACAAGAUAUUUCAUUUGCAAGAAAGUGAAUAAACGCAGCUUCAUAUUUCAAAGGGCUUAGCACUGGAGAUAGUUGUCCUUGAGAAUUUUCAAAACUGAAUUGGUCUAUCCUUCAAAUUUGAACUGAGAGUACUUUUUUCAUUGGUGAAAACUACCUUUUUCAUUCUGUGAAUUGUCGCUUGUGACAGAACUAUGAAAGUGUCUCGAGUUCCAAAAGAAAUAUCAAAUAUUGAACCAUAUCAUAUUUAUCUCUGAAGAAAAUCUUAGCUUCAAAAAUUUUAGCAAUAGGAGAGUCACAAUAGGGAUCUUAGAAGUGCUAUGUGAGUAGAAAAGCUAUUGAUUAUUGAUCAGCGAAUGGUUUUUAGAAUAGAUAAUUCAUAAAAGACACAGAAAUAAAGACGAGAACAAUUUGCUCAAAAUAAGCAACAGCGAAAAUAAAUACGGUAGAGCUUGAAUAACGAGAAACGCUUAGGAAUUCAACUGGAACAAUUACAAGAUUUGAAAGAUUUUCAUUACGUCAUUGAUAGAUUAGUUUUUAUGUUUGGAGAUCGUAAGGUAAUGGAACAAUACUUAUCAUUUUUAGUAGUUGAUGUUUCACUAAGAUCUGUGAUAUUAUAUGAAUUAUAAGGCAAUUUUUGAGAUUGUUCCCAACUGUAUACCUAAAGUUCAUGAAUAACUUGAUAUUGUUUUAGUUUGAGUCCGUGCCUGGCCUUUUUGAGUUAAUUGUCAGAAUAUUCCUUGAGGACGUGAAAAAUAUAAGAAGGAUUACUUCCUAGUACGAUCGGCUUCUUCUUCAGGGUUCAUGCAUAAAAAAUGAACUUGUUUGUAUAGAUAAACGAUGUUACAUACCGAAAAAAUGUUUUCUUUUACACUUUGGUGCUUCGAAAAUGUUGGUAUAUGAAAGUGUUUCUAUAAAAAAUAAAACCAGUAUUUCAUGAUUAUAAAUAAUGGUAAAGUAUAUUAUAUUGAAUUCCAUUUCGAAUAUGAGAUAUAAAGUUGAAACCAUGGAUGAUUCUUUUCAUAUGAAAUAACUCCGACAGAGCAUGAUUGUAUAAUAAUCUUGAGUUGCUCCAGAACUACAACACAUGUAUACCAAAUCAAAUAGGAAAAAUUGAAGAAGACGAUAAUAUCGCUACAAAUGCAACAAAUCUAAACACUUGAACAAAUAUCCUCCAAAAAUUAACAAAUAUAAAAAUCAUCACAUAUCACCUAUAAGCAAUAAGAGAAUAAAAAACUAAGAAGUAUAUUUCCUACUGAAAUAUGAAGAAUCAAAACUUCCUCAAGGUUUAUUCCAACAGUAAAAUAAAAAUGAAUAACUCACUUCAAAACAAAUCUGAUAAUCUGCUAAUUUGAUAGUGAUUUCAGUGAUUCCCAUUCUUGAAGUGAGUUAAUUCCAAGCACAGUUUUUCACAAAGCGCUAGUUACCCUCAUUUUCUAUGGCACAACGGUGUCCAGAUUGACCUAAAGAAUCUAUGCGAUUACACUAAUUAUCUAUUUGUAAUAUACUAAAUAGCAAUACAAGAACCCCUAGUUAAAUGAACCCUUUUAUUUUAGUAAUGUCUUGAUUGUGUAUAACUUGUACUUAUAGACUUUUGUAUUAUACUUUUUGGAUUUUGUUAGAGCUAUAAUAAAAUGGCGUAUAUUUGGAUGUUAAAAUCAAA